Molecule: messenger RNA, 1973 nt
Organism: Salmo salar (Atlantic salmon)
Lineage: Eukaryota; Metazoa; Chordata; Actinopteri; Salmoniformes; Salmonidae
Source: RefSeq, a predicted model, not a curated record
GCUGCUCACUGGCCGAAGAAGAAUAUCCCGGAAGUAGGUGGAUGCAGGCGCUAGUUAGCCAGCUACUUCACUUCAAAAUACUGAUAAAAUAUGUCCAUAUGCCAUUUCUGAUACGGUUGUGAUUGGCAUAGACAUUCUGUCAAAAAAUAUUAUGUAACUCUAACGAGCUAGACGCGAGGAGGCACAAAACAACUUUGGUAACUUCGCUUGUUUAGCUAACAAGUUAGCUGUCAAAUAGUUUCACAACUGACCCGACCCCGUUCUGAGGUGACAGUUGGUUUCAGUGGAAAUUUCUCCAAACCCCAAAGUCUACUGAAGAACUGUUGGGUCGAUUCACGAUGGAUGAGGACGGUGAUGGCAGAUCCAGCCUGUCUAACUCCUGUCCCACUCGACCUAAACCCACACAGUCACCAGUUCCUGUCAGGAACCAGAGAACACUGCAGGGUCCCAAGCUGCUAAAAGUUGACUGGGAUUCUCUUUUUAGAGAGAUACAACCUCCAUCAGGAGCAGCUAAACAACACCAGGAGAAUCAGCAGAAACCAAAGACAUUUCACGCCUGUCCAGUGUGUGGAAGACACUGCCAAAAGUUAUCCAUACUGCAGAUCCACAUGAGAAUCCACACAGGAGAGAAGCCGUACCCCUGCCCCGACUGUGGCAAAAAGUUCGCUCACCUGGGAGCCAUGAGACGACACCACCUCACACACACGGGAGAGAAGCCUUACUCCUGCUCUGUGUGUGGGAAGAGUUUCACCCAAUCGGGACAUCUGAAAGAGCACCAACAGUCUCACUCCGGAGAGAAGCACCACUGUCUGAUCUGUCUGAAACAGUAUAUCAGAGCAGAAGAUCUGAAGAUUCACCACAGAGUUCACACGGGAGAAAGGCCCUACCGCUGUGCAGAAUGUGGCAAGAGCUACAUCAGAUCAAAGAAUCUCCGGGCUCACAAGCUGACUCACCAGAGGACAGGAGGUGGUGGUAAAAGUGACAGGGAGAGGGAGAUGGCAGCUACUAUCCAGGUGAACGUGAAGGAGGAGGAAGAAGAGGAAGAGGUUGGUGGUUUCAUCAAUGCUGAAGGAGAGGAAGUUGGCUGGAGUUUCCCUGAUCUCAGAGAGGGUCCUGUCCAUGGCUCUGGUAGUGAAGAAAGUCCUCCUACAUCAGACAUCAACAAGGAUCCUGGUGACCAAUCCAGCACCAAAGCUAUAGAGUCCCAGGGUCCUGAUCCAAGACAUGAGGAGGACAUCACUCCAACACCUGGGAUGAACAUUCAUAUUGAAGAAGAGGAGGAAGUGAAAGAGGAGGAUGAAGUUGGUGGUUUCAUCAAUUCUGAAGGAGAAGUAUUUGACUGGGAUUCUGUUCAACAUAGAGAGAGCCCUAACUGUGGCUUAGACAGCAAAGCGAGUCCCGCUACAUCAGAACAUCCUGAACACCAGGAGAGUCCCAAACCUAAGACGUCCCACUGCUGCUCAGUGUGUGGCAGAGAGUGCUACAAGCUUUCGGUACUACAGAUCCACAUGAGAAUCCAUACGGGAGAGAAGCCGUACCCCUGCCCCAACUGUGGCAAGAAGUUCGCUCACCUGGGAGCCAUGAGACGACACCUACUCACACACACGGGAGAGAAGCCUUACUCCUGCCCUGUGUGUGGGAAGAGUUUCACCCAAUCAGGACAUCUGAGGGAGCACCAGCAGUCUCACAGUGGAGAGAAGCCUCACCUGUGUCUGGUCUGUGGGAGAGGGUUCUCUAGAGCGUCAGACCUCAGGAUACACCACAGAGUUCACACAGGGGAGAGGCCGUACAGCUGCGACUACUGUGGGAAGAGAUACGGCCGCUGUCAGAAGCUACGGGCUCACCAGCGAACGCACCACAGUGACAGGACCCACGCUGAUACUGGAGAGGAGACGGAGUGAAUAACCAGGAGGCUUUGAACGUAAGACAUGAUAAGCUUAGUAUUCCUAUAGGUGAUGUUAGCUGGCUGGACA